AUGCUGCUUUACAUUUCAUGCACUUUGCUUCAGGUGACUACUGAUGACGGUCGUACCCUCAGUGUUUAUCGAGCUUUUGAUAACAAAACUGGAGAGGUCGUGGAGGUGCAUUUUGAUGGGAACUGGUUAGAAAAGUACUUAACCUUUAAGCUCGUUGAUGGUCGUCCAUCACUGACUUCAUAUUUGCGGUAUUCGCCCACAUCAUCCACAAGGACUUCACAUUACAAAGAACCAAUUCGUGCCUGUUUCGUACAAUCAUCGCAAGCACAAGAUGGCAACAACACGUUCGUACUAGAGGUGAAAUCGAAGUCAGUGAAAGAUGUUUACUCUCGAGGAGUGGAAACAGUUUCAGCUGCUCUUGCGAAUGCUUUGUCUCAAAUAGCGCCUAUAAAUCCAAAUCGCGUUCGUGCGUUUUAUGAUUCGGGACCCGAUAACUCACUCAGAGUGUUCUUCUCAGUUGAUGAAAAAGCAGACGUGAAGCCGUCUGCUGUGCCGAAAUAUAAUUACACGGCAGAGGUUGCAUCUUCUGAUUUGUUGAGUAAGCUGAACGAAACAAUUUCUAAAGGAGAUUGGAAAUUCAGUGUGACUACUUCUGAAGGGAAAACUGAGGAUUGGACCGUAGCAGCACGUUCGCUGAGUCGUUAUGCGCCUUCAUCAUCUUCGAAGACUGGUUAUUCAGGUUAUACGGGUGGAGCUAUGUUCGUAUUGGGCCUUUUCUCCUUGGUUCUUGGUGUUGCAAUAGGUGCCGGUGGGGUUUUCUUUGUUACCAAACGGCAACGCAUUUCUACUUUAGCUUACCAAGUUUUCGAAUGA
This is a messenger RNA of Cooperia oncophora, 813 nucleotides long. The record is from the annotation of a GenBank genome assembly. NCBI's taxonomy places the organism in Eukaryota, Metazoa, Nematoda, Chromadorea, Rhabditida, Trichostrongylidae.